AUGCGGUCGACUUCCCUUCACCCGGAUGCUUUUCUUUAUAACGGAGCAAUCACUGCAUGUGAGAAGUCGGCGAAGUGGAUCGGAGCUCUCCGUGUCCUACGAGAAGUUUCUGAGAAACUUCAGUCCGACCUCGUCUCUCAUACCGCUUGCGUCAGUGCUUGUGAGAAGGGAGGGCAGUGGACGAAGUCAGUUGGUCUGCUUUGGUCCAUGCCGCAUUUGGGUCUGCAGCCGAACACCAUAAGUUUCAAUGCAGGCCUCAGCGCCUGCGAAAAGUCUGGCCUGUGGCGUCAGAUAUGCGGCCUACUGUCUGCUGCGUCCAGAAUCGACAUGGCACUCGACGUCGUGUCGUCCACAGCUGCUACGAAUGCCUUUGCCCGGGGUUGGCUCUGGGAAAGGGCUGUUGUCUUCUUUGGCCAGCUUCCUCUGCGGGGAAUCAGGACUGAUCGCGGGCUGGUCAACUCCUGCCUGAAUGCUCUGGACUGGGGCCAGCAAUGGCUGGCGUCAAUGCAGACGGCGCAGCAGUGGUUGGGAAGGAUGGAUGCGGUAAGCAUUGGGUCCUUGAUGAGCGCAGGUAACAAGUGCCUACGCUGGCAAAUCUCGGCCAACCUGUACCAUUCUGCCAAGUCUCUGGAAGUUGCGGCUGAUACUGUGGUCCUAGAUGCCGCCAUCAGCGCCCAGGCCGUGAAUCGGCGGUGGAGAGGAGCCACGGUCUUGCUUUCGCAAGCAAGAUCGGCAGGAUUGGAGCCGAUGCUCGCCACGGGGAAUGCGCUCCUGGCCUCUUACAGCAAGGCGAGUUGGCCGCUGGUGCUUCAGCUUCUGUGUCUGCAGAAGGAGAUGACCCUGGAUGUCAUCGCUUACAACUCUGCCCUCAGCAGCAUGGUACGUUGGAAGCAAGGCCUAGUGCUGCUGCGAGACAUGGCCACCUCGCGAAGCUUGGACACGUCCAGCUACGGCCUGCUUGUUGACCUUUGCAUUCGUGGUGGCCAAGAGGCGGCGCUGAGGCUUCUUCAGGCACUCUCGCGGAACUGCGUGAACCUGCUGUCCAGACAGAAGCGACAAAUGGCUUAG
Molecule: messenger RNA, 1068 nt
Organism: Symbiodinium sp. CCMP2456
Lineage: Eukaryota; Dinophyceae; Suessiales; Symbiodiniaceae
Source: the annotation of a GenBank genome assembly